Podospora pseudocomata is the source of this 1004-nucleotide messenger RNA. RefSeq lists its product as uncharacterized. The record is from RefSeq and is a predicted model, not a curated record. The transcript is spliced from 5 exons. Bases 519 to 1004 code for a protein of 161 amino acids. NCBI's taxonomy places the organism in Eukaryota, Fungi, Ascomycota, Sordariomycetes, Sordariales, Podosporaceae.
CGAGAUUAGUAUUUCCCGCUGCCUGAAAGUUCGAGGUUGGGGGUAGCUUGAAUGCCUCUUUGGUAUUUGAUCACGAGCGACCUCGUGUGCCGCCCUCAUUUUCUCUUACAUUGCAAUAGUAUCAUUUGUAUUAAAAGACCAACCAAAGUGUCCGCCCUUUGGGGGGUGUAAAUACGGGACAUGGUAGCAGCUACCAUGGUUGCCUACCUACGACACUCUCCUGACUCCCACUCUUCUCUACGUUUCUGCACAACGUCCGGAAAUGGACUUCAGGCUGGCUUCAACUUUCAUUCGGGAAUUUUGUCCGUGACGGAUUCGGCGCGUUUUGACCGCAUCGAUGUCGUGGGCCACUUACCUGGUGAACUCAGGAAUCCGAGGAACACCACGCCGGCUUGUCUUGGGUUGCCUCUGACCUUUUACAUAGGCUUGGACGUUCUCCUUUGUUUACUGCCAUCCUCUCUCGAUGAUGCAUUCGGCCAUGACAUCGCCCGGCGGUUGCUUAUAACCCAAUCCUGCCCAUGAAGACCAUCUACCACUCUAAUAUCAUCACCAAGAUGAAGCUCUUCUCUCUCCUCGGCGCCUUCAUGGCCUCCUCCCUCGUUGCCGCCGGCCGCCCAGAGCCAGAAACCACCACCACCCGUAUCAAGCCUACUUACACCCGGCCUUACACCGAGACGACCACCACCCACACCUGGAACAGGCCCACCAAGACUGAGACCGAAUACAAGACCAGGAUUUAUGUCAAGCCAUCUGUCUACACCGAGACCGAGACGGAGUAUCAUACCAAACAUCACCACAAGACGGUCGUUUCUGUUCAGUCUGUUCAGUCAGUCUACGCUCCGCAUACCAAGCCUCAUCACACGGAUACGGUGACGAUUAUUGGGUCCAAGACCUAUCCUGUUUACGUGCCUACUGAGACACCUGCUGUUACUGCUGGAGCGGCUGGGAAGCAGGCGGCGGGAGCUAUGGUUGUUUUGGGUGGUGUUGCUGCUUUUUUGCUUUAA